This is a messenger RNA of Fonsecaea multimorphosa CBS 102226, 1299 nucleotides long. RefSeq lists its product as uncharacterized. The record is from RefSeq and is a predicted model, not a curated record. Bases 1 to 1299 code for a protein of 432 amino acids. Gene Ontology annotation, biological process: RNA catabolic process; ribonucleotide metabolic process. Gene Ontology annotation, cellular component: nucleoplasm; ribonuclease H2 complex. Lineage: Eukaryota; Fungi; Ascomycota; Eurotiomycetes; Chaetothyriales; Herpotrichiellaceae. The transcript has a single exon.
AUGGCGGUAGCAACUCGUUCAACCUCAACUAGCCCUGUCAAGAAACCAUCUGCGAACGCCGCAGCUGCCCCCACCAAUCCACAACAGAAGCCCUUGAAGCAUUUCGUUCUCCCAAAAGAUAUAUCCCCCAAAGCACGCUUCCUUCUCCUGCGACAUCCUCGCGACGGAAACCCACAAAGAUUCCUGUUUUGUCCCGAACGCGGGCUAUUCCACUUCAACAGAAUCAGUGCGCCGACGACGGACCCUCGGAGUCUCCUUUUCACUCCAUGCAUUCCUGAAACCCUCCAGACCAAUCCGACAGAGCCGAAAGAUGAGACUCGAUCAGAUCACUUAUUGAGCAAAGGGUACAUAAGCAAAAGUCCAGACUUCUAUGUGGCAGCACCAUUCGAUGUCGCCUUUAUACUUGCCCCUCUCAUCUUGCCGUCGAAGCCAACCGCGGCCAAGGCUUUGUUUCAGCCAAUCGACGAUCUCUUCGAGCAGCGAAUACAGGAUGAUAAAGAGCUACGAUAUUUAUUUGAGCAUGGACGACCCGUGGUAGAGAACGCCAUGUCAAUGCUUUGUGACACUAUUGAAGCAGGAGGCGAGCAGAUGUAUAGACCUAGCGAAGAGAAGACAGCACGCAUGAUCGUCCAGAAGGUCAAGAACGCCGACAACAGAGGCUUACCAACUAGCCUACUGGACAAAUUUGUAAAAAGAGCAUUGGAAGCUCCCAUCCUUAGCGUGAAGCGGGAGGAGACGCUUACAUCCACCCAGACAGUGCCCUUAGCAAUGGACGAAGAUGAUGGGGCACUUGAUAGUUUGGACUCGCAAUCUUCAGCCGCGAGCACGGCACAAUCUACCAUCUUCUCCGAAGUCUCGACGACGAGUUCGAUCAGCACUGUCGUCUGUGAGCCAAUUUCGAAGGAGCUGUUCGAGCUGCAGAAACAGCGGGUCGUCUUAGACUUCAUCCUCACUUCUUACCUGCCAGAGUCGAUCGCGGACCGUCUGAGAGCUCGGUUUGAUUCACCAGAUUCGCCGAUCGACUUUACCACCUUGAAGGACCACCUCAGGCACUUGGAAAAUCUUAAAGCCGAGGCACUUGCGUCAAGAUCGAUCACGGAUUUCAGCAGGAAGAGGGGAUUGGAAGACGAUGAAGCUCUGGAAGUGAGAGCAGAGAAGAAGCGGAAGCAGGAGGAAGAAGAGAGGAAGAAGAAGCUGGGAGAGUCAAGAGGAGUGCGCGAACUAAAGAAGGUCAAUGUUUCAGGAAUGAAGAAGAUGAGUGACUUUUUCACGAAGAAACCUGCCACAACCGUCAGUUGA